This is a messenger RNA of Cucurbita moschata (crookneck pumpkin), 1015 nucleotides long. RefSeq names its product zinc finger A20 and AN1 domain-containing stress-associated protein 1-like. Gene Ontology annotation, molecular function: zinc ion binding; DNA binding. Bases 322 to 828 code for a protein of 168 amino acids. Lineage: Eukaryota; Viridiplantae; Streptophyta; Magnoliopsida; Cucurbitales; Cucurbitaceae. Gene Ontology annotation, biological process: proteasome-mediated ubiquitin-dependent protein catabolic process. The transcript is spliced from 2 exons. The record is from RefSeq and is a predicted model, not a curated record.
AAGGGGUAGCUUGUUGAAUUGGUAAUUCAUCCUUAUUGUUCCAUCAGCCCCUAAACCUCACCAUACUAGCCUCGGUUUUUGGCUGCGAUUCUUCGUUUCCAUAGUUCACUCUGUGGUUUUUCUGAAUCUCCCAUUAUAUUCUAAUUCCGGAUUCGAAUUUGUGUUCCAGAGGGAGGGUUUUGGAGUUUUGAGUUCCUUCGAUCAUCUCUUGGCUUAAGAGGGUUUGAAGCAUGAAAAGGGGAAUUGAUUACAGAUAAGUUUGAUUUUGGCCAUGAUUUUUAUGUCUUUGUUUUUCUAAAAUUACAGCGAAUUUGGUAAACUAUGGGUUCGGAACAGAACGAUGGCACGAGCUACCAGCCAUCGGAGCCGAAGAUCUGCGCGAACAACUGCGGCUUCUUUGGUUCUGCCGGUACUGAGAAUCUCUGCUCUAAGUGCUACAGAGACUCUCGAAUCGAAGCAGAGCAAGCGGCUUCGGCAAAAGCAGCGAUGGAGAAAUCCCUUCAGUCGAAAAUCUUAAAACCGUCUGAAGGUAAUUCUCCGGUCGUUUUCACCGAAUCACCGGUGGAAUUAGCUUCAUCGACAUCGUCCACUGGAAUUCCCCUCAGCAGUUCCAACAAAUCGCCGUUGCCGGAUGUUCUUAACCGGUGCCGGAGCUGCAAUAAGAAGGUGGGAUUGAUGGGGUUCAGGUGCAAGUGCGAGAGAACAUUCUGUGGGAUUCAUCGGUACCCAGAGAAACACGACUGUUGUUACGACUUCAAAAGUAUUGGGCGGGAGGAGAUCGCCAUGGCCAAUCCUGUGGUGAAGGCCGACAAGGUCGAAAGGUUCUGAUUAGGGAUUUGGGUAUGAAGUGGGUAAAUUCUUAGUGGGUUUGUUGCUAUGAUUCAUCUUCUGGGUUCUAUUUUGCGUCUGUUUGUCUGGGCUGGUUGGGUUUACGGUGGAUUUAGGGAAGCUCUUUGCUUGGUUUGCUGGAAACUUGGCUACUAUGAUCAAUAAUAUGCAGUUUGAUUCCUUGCGA